Sinocyclocheilus rhinocerous is the source of this 6593-nucleotide messenger RNA. Its product is annotated as antigen KI-67-like. Gene Ontology annotation, cellular component: chromosome; nucleus. Bases 327 to 6113 code for a protein of 1928 amino acids. Gene Ontology annotation, biological process: regulation of mitotic nuclear division; regulation of chromosome segregation. NCBI's taxonomy places the organism in Eukaryota, Metazoa, Chordata, Actinopteri, Cypriniformes, Cyprinidae. Gene Ontology annotation, molecular function: protein binding. The record is from RefSeq and is a predicted model, not a curated record. The transcript is spliced from 16 exons.
UUGAACAAGGCUCCAAUUAGCUAGCUCCAUCCAUUAUGCGAUUUUAUAUUAUAUUUGAGCAAAUAACUGGUAGUUGUUUUUUUUUUUUUGCGGAGGGAUAUAUGCCGUCAGUCAAGACGGAAAGACGCGCUGCUUGUGUCGAUGGACCCAGUGUGCUGAUGUUUGGAAGUAGUAACGUUAGUUUGAGUUAGUAACGGCAGGAGCGACCGGGACAGUAAUCUUAAUGCUGGAUUAAGCUGGUUUUUAAAAGCCAGGGUUUGACAUCGAUGGAAUAUAUUUUAUAGUUUUGAUAUAACGUUACACAAUCUCAGGUAAGUUGUUUUGAAAUGCCUUUGUUUGGGAAGAUAGUGGUGAUCAAGAGAAAUGGAGGAGAUGGCACUGAAUUCCCCCUCACAGCAUCUUGUCUGUUCGGAAGGAAGCUAGACUGUGAUAUUCGGAUUCAGCUGCCACAGGUGUCUAAAGAGCAUUGUAAAAUUGAGCUGAAUGAGAACAAGGAGCUAAUUUUGACCAAUUUGAGCUCCGUGAACCCCACACGUAUUAACGGACAAGUUCUUAAUCAAUCAGAACGUUUAAAGCAUGGUGAUGUCAUCACAGUCAUUGAUCGUUCUUUCAGGUUUGAGUACCCACCUCCUAAAACACCGAAGAAGAAGACGCUGUCCACACCUGGAAACGACAAAGCACUCCAGGCUUUGCAAGAGCAGCAGGAAAAGGGCACACCUGUUCCUGUGGACAAGAGCAAGUCAGAGCAUUCGUUUGACACUUGUUUAAAAGAUGGGUCAAAUUUGCCACCAUCUGUGGAACAAACUGUUGAGAAUGAACCAGAAGGCGGCAAACUUAAAACAGACAGUAUGUCACCUUUUUGUGAGCUGUACCAAAUGGUCAAACAGGACCUUGCUGCAAAAUCACCAUGGAAGUCGGAGCUACCAAAAACACCUCUUGCAAGACCUCAGGUUGGUCACGAGAAAGUUCUUGCUGCAGAUGUUAAAAGUAGUCAGAUACAGGUCCCAACCCCAUCUACCAAGAAGCAAAGAUCCUCAAAAUCCAAUUCUGAAGAUACGACUGUACCAGCUCAGAGCUCAUUGAAUGCAAAUGUGGAGGAAAAACCCAAUGACGAUAUGCCAUCUGUAGGGUCCAGUACCCCCUCAUUGAUGGAGAAAGGUAUAACUCCUUUCUCCCAGAAGAAGAGAACACCCUUGAAAACACCUCAGAAGUUCAGUGCUGGUGAGGUAGUCCAGCAGAUUCUCUUAGAGCCACAGCCUGAAGAGAAAACUCCUAAAUCGCCAAAAGGAAGGAGAAGUAGUGGAUCACAGAAUCAGAGCCUUGCUCAUCAAAUGCCUACAGUCCAGCCUCAGACUCCAGGCUCGGAGGAUAAGAACACUGAAGUGAAAAUGUCACCAAGAACAUCUCCAAGAGCAAAUGCUGGCAAAAGGUUUCAAGUCCAAGAUGCUCUGCCUAAAAUUACGGCUACCACAUCAGCUUCUAAGAAGCAAGAUGAGCUAUGUGACGGUAAUGAAUCUCACAAUGAAGUAACCAUUCCAAAAGCAAAGAAAAAGCGAGUGUCCUUUGGUGGUCUGUUAAGCCCCGAGCUUUUUGACAAACGCCUGCCUCCAAAUUCUCCCCUUUGCCGUGGGGCAACCCCACGACACAGUUUGGGUCUUUCCCAAAAACCCCAAUCUCUUCUACGACGAGCAUCUGCCAUUGGUCUUUUGGCUCUUCGACUUGAAGAAACCUUUCCAGAGGCGCAAAAACGUUCUCCAAAGAGAGCUUUACCCAAACGGACAGCAUCUCCAGCAAAGACUCCAUCACCUGGUAAAAGGUCACCGAGUAUCAAGGCUAAAACUCCAUCACCUAAACCUCAAAAGUCACCAUCUGCUUCAACCAAGGCACCAACAUCAUCCUCUACUCCUGCUACACCCAGGACACCUGCAUCUGCUAAGAGAGCUUCAACUUCAGCGAUUGAGGCUGUGGGUGACAUGUCUUUAACUAAGACACCUAGGGUGCAGGGGCGGUUUUCAAUCUCUCGUAUCAGUACUCCAUCACCUGUCCAGGACCAGGGGGAUGAGCCUGAAACACAGUCAACCAUUGUAGAAGACGUGCCCCAGAAAUGUGUAACACCAAAGGUACCUUUAAGGAGAAAGAGCAUGAAGUCUUCUGCAAGUAAAACACCCAUAAGUGCAAUUAAAAGUGCACUUGAUGUCAUGCGUUCAAGACGCAGUGGAGCAUCACGGGCUAAUCUAAAAGUGUUGACCUCUUGGGCUGAUAUUGUGAAGUUUGGUCAGACCAAACCUCAAACGGAAGUUACAACUAAGAAAAAAACUACGAAGAGCAGUAUAGUGAAGAAAACUGCAGUGCCAAAACCCAAGACACCUGCACGGAGGCUGAAAGAUGUUGUCAGCACUGGGCAUGCAGCAUCUCCAGUUACCAUUGUUGUUGGCAAAGCCCAUAUGAGGACUAACCAGUCUGUUGGUGCUGCUCCUAAAAUAGUGCCAAACAUAGCACUAUUCAAGAAGGACAUGAAAAUGGAUGAGGACUUGACAGGUGUUGCAGAGAUUUUCAAAACACCAGCCAACACCAGGUCUAAGAAUAGAGUUCCUGUGCAUAAUGAAUGUCCAGAGAUUCCUCUGGAUGAGAUUUCAGUGAUGAAAACACCAGAAGAAUCAGGUGAAAUGAUGGUGUCACCAUUAAGUGUGGUCUCCACUGCCAAACGUGGUUGCUACAAUGAAGCAGUGACACAACGACUUCUGGACAACCAGGAUGGUAGUUUGUUGGAAGACGAAGGUCUUUCUCAGCUCCCUGACAACUCAAAUGAGGCAAGUUGCCAUGACAUCAUUCCAGAUGUAGAGACACCUUCUGAUGUACAAACGGAGGAAGAGGAGGCUGCACCUGAAGCAGUAGUCAAAACCCCAAAACAGAAAGCAGCACCAUCCUUGUGCCUCACUGGAGUCAAGCGACUCAUGAAGACACCCAAACAGAAGGCCGAACCAAUUGAGGACUUAAGAGGAAAGCUGCUCAAGACCCCCAAGGAAUGUAAACCUUCCCAGGAUGAAAGUCUAGAAGGUGUUAAGGAACUCCUAAAGACUCCCAAAUACAGGGGAGCUCCAGUAGAAGACAUGGUUGGAGUGAAAAGAGUGAUGCAGACCCCAAAAUUGAAGAGCAAUCCUGUACUCUGCGCAGCUGGUCUUCAGAGGCUUAUGAGAACACCCAAAGAAAAGGCUGAGCAACAUGAAGACCUGACUGGUGUGAAAGAACUGAUGAAGACCCCUAAACACAAAGGAGAACCAGUUGAAGAUCAAAUGGGUGAACAAAGGCUGAUGCAGACUCUCAAAGAGAAAGUUGAACCUGUAGAAGACUUCUCUGGAUUGAAGCAGGUAAUGCAGACUCCCAAGCAAAAAGGAGAUCCUGUCAGCACUCAGUUUGGAAUCAGUGACCUGAGAAAGACCCCUCGACUUAAAGAAGCAAUGGCACAGGAUUCAACUGGGCUUAAAGAACUUGAACCAGAGAAUAGCUCUUCCCUGACAACAGAAAGCAGAUUGACUGAGCCUACUGAGAUUCAAGAACCAGUGGAAAGUGGCUCUGGAUUCAUGCCAGUUGAAGGUUUGGAUGAGGAAUGUGACAAAGAAAAUGUCUGUCCAUUUAAAACCAUGGAGACUGAAGUUGUAAAAUCUGUGGAUCUUCAGAACACAGCUAAAGCUGUUGAAUCUAAUCAGAGUGAUCAAGAGGUUGAGACUGUAAUUCCCCAGGAAAGACACCCUGACCAGAAUGAAGAGUCAGUUUCAGUUGAAGCUAUUGAUGUCUUUUCUACUGGGGCAGAUGAGAAAACCCAGGAGCAGUCUGAAGAAACUGUAUGCGCAUCUGACAAUACCAACGCAACAGUUGAAGCUACCGCAACUUCAUCCACUGCUGAGCAAGAGGGGCUAAUCAAGUCUCCACCUGCCAACAAAAUUCAGUGUGGCAGUCGAGGAAGAGCAGCACAGAAAUCCAAAAAUGAAAUGGCCAAAGCACCUGCUGUGUUGUCAUUAAUUGAAGAGGAAAAUAUGAGUAGUCCAAUUCCUGCUAGCCCUACCAGGGGAAGGAGAGGCAAGAAACUUCUUGAAGUUCCAGAAAUAGCUGCCAGCCCAGUCAGAAAAUCAGCCCGUGGUAGAGUUCCCAAGCACAGCUUUGUGGAAGAAGAGGCAAAGAAUACGGAGGCUUCCCAAGUACUUGUAGAGUCCAUAAAUACUGAGAUACCUGACAGCCUUCCUGUCGUUACCAAAACCAGGAAAGGAAGGAAAACUAAACAAGAUUAUGCUGAUGCUGUAGUUGUGCCCACUGUUGAUGCAAAUGCUGUUGACCCACAGUGUCCUGAUGCCAAUGAAGAGCAGGUCCAAGCCCCUGUUGUGAAACCUGGGAGAAGAAAGAAGAUGGAAAAAAUAGAAAGCCAAACUUCAGAAGAACUUGAACAGAAAACAACUGAAAUUGUUUGUGAGGAAAAUGCUGUUGCACCAGAGGAUGUCAAGUUGCAGACUUCACUAGGUACUGAAACUGUCUCUGCAACUAGAGCUAGGAGGGCUAGGCCAGCAAAGAAGGAACACUUGAAAACCGAGCCAACCCCUGCUUUGGAAAGCGAAAUUACAAGCACUCAUGUUGUUGUAGUGGCUGAGAAGCCACUGACAUCUGUAGCAAAGUCAGGGCGUGGAAGGAAAGGUAUAAAAGAAACUGUCAAGGACCAACCCUUGGAUGAUGUUGAUGUCACUGUUGUUUCCAAAGCUGUGUCAGAGGCAGAUGUUGCCCACAGAGAGGAUCCUCAAACACUUGUGGUCAAGUCUGGCAGAGGAAGAAAGGCUAAACAGCAGAAACCACAAAUGGCUGAAGAGGUUGUUGACCAGCCUGCUAUAGAUACCUGCACACGUUUACCUGUGACUGAAGAACACACUGAAACAGCGGUAAAAUCUGUGAGGGGGAAUAGGAAGGCAAAGCAGUCAAAGGUGACGGUUUCAGUUGAGGAGAACAUUGUCAGCCCAGUUGAACAAGCAGAGACCCAUGUUGUGAAAUCUGGUCGAAAAAGGGCCGUUAUUGCAAAGGAACCUGAAAUGGUUGCAGAUGUUUCUGUCAAAAGAGGUAGCCGUGCUGUUGCAGACCCUGCACCACCAGUUGCUGUGAUAUCUAGCCGUGCACGUAAAGCAGUUGCCAAGGCAGAGUCUGAGGUUACCGAGGAUGUGGCUUCAUCAGAAGAGCCUGUUAAACAUACCAGGAGAACAGCAAAAGCACCUGAAUCAAAGAAAGAAGAAAAUACCAUGACACAAGGAGAUUCUGAAUUUGUUGCUGUUGAGAAUACAACAGUUGUUGCACUGGAGAAAGUGGAAAGAGGAAGCCGUGGCAAAAAACAGAAGGAUUCAACUAAGGACAUCUCUAAAAACCCAAUCAAAAAAUCUGCUACAGUUGAGGAAGCUAAUGAAAUUAAACCCUCAAAAACUGUUAACUGGACCCCAGAUUUGGUCAUCUGUAAAGAUAUUGAAACUUCUACAAAUGUAAAAGAACCACAGCUGAAUAAAUCCAAAAGAUUAGGCAAAUUACCAGCUGAGACAACCUCCACAGAAUCAAAUCAAUCAGCUGAUCUGCCACCCAGAGGCCGCAGAGGGAGGGGAGCGAAAAAAGAAGAACCUCCCGUUGAAGACUCUCAAGAAGCAGCUCAGGUACAUGUCAAGCCAUUGAGGAGAGGAAAGGCAGUGGCUCCCUCUGCGCCCAAAUCAGAGCCCACUGAUAGCAAGACAACAACUCCCCUCAAAAGGAAAAGGAAUGAGGUGAUUGAGGUAACGGAUGAGUCUGUAAAUAAGGAACCUUUGCCAAAGAGAAGAGGCAGAGUAGCCAACAGCGCUGAAGUUGCAGCAGAGGUCUCCAGCAAAGAGAAAACAUUUGAAGCUGAACCAGAAAAGGCUGAGCCUACUCCCAAGAAAACUGGUAAUAGAGCUGCAAGCGGACAGAAAAGGACAGCCCAGGAACCAGAUCCAGCACCUGCCAAGGCUCAAGAGUCUGUUUUAGGAACCACCACUCGAAAAGGAAGGAGUGUGAAAAAAGUAGAGGAAGUAGACAACCCUACAGAGGCAGCUCCUGUCAGACGCACCAGGAGGAAGUAAAGCACUGAUCUUACAGACUAGUCUUAAUUAUCUAUUCUCUGUAAUCUCUAAAAAAAGGUUUAGUUUUAUAUGUUUGUAAUAUUUCAUUAUGCCUUUUUCUAUCUUUGUUUUUUUUUUUUCCCAGUGUAAUUUUAGCUGCUUUUAUCUUAGGGAAAACUGUUUGUGUGAACUUAUCAGAUGUGUUUGUUCUCUUAAACUCAGAGGAAAGGGGCAUUGAGACAUGCAGACUUGUUUUUACUUGAAGAAAAUGUUUAAAGAAUUUCUACUUUUGAACUUUUAACUUCGCUCAAAAACAUUUAUCUUCUAUAUUCCCUUCCUUCAUGUUUUUAUUUUUUUAUUUUAUUAAAAGAAUGAAGUGAGGGGUGCAAAACGAGGCUUAAUCGGUCACAACUCUUAAGCCAAAGAGUGUGUAAUAUGCUGUAGUAGGUAGUGUACAUGUGACAUGCUUGAAAGUUUUCAUUAAAAAGAUUUGUCACCUCA